AUGGAGCCCCAGCACCCGAGACAAAGGGCAGGGAUGGGACUAGCCAGCAAAGGAGGCUGCAGCCAGAGGCCCCGGAUCAGAAACCCAGUGGAGUGGUUAGAUCACCAAACCUUCUCCUUCCACUUUCGCAACCUGAGAUUUGCCAGUGGGCGGAACUGCACCUACCUCUGCUACCAGGUGGAAAGACUGAAGCACUUCUCACCUGACUCCUCCGACUGGGGCGUCUUUCAAAACCGGGUCUAUCCCGAGACUCCCUGCCACGCGGAACUCUGCUUCCUCUCUUGGUUUCGCACUAAGAAGCUGUCCCCUUACGAGCAGUACCGCAUCACCUGGUUCUUGUCCUGGAGCCCCUGUUUGCCAUGUGCAGAGCAGGUGGCUGCGUUCCUGAAGGAGAACAGGAACGUGAGGCUGAGCAUCUUCGCCGCCCGUCUCUACUACUUUUGGAAACCAGAUUGCCAGCAGGGGCUGCGCGCGCUGCACCAGCAGAGGGCCUGGGUGCGCAUCAUGUCCUUCCGAGACUUUAAAUACUGUUGGAAAAACUUUGUGUACAAUCAGGGAAUGCCCUUCAAGCCUUGGAAGAAACUGCGUAAAAAUUAUCAGUUCCUGGUGGCAAAGCUUCAUGAAAUUCUCGGAAACACAAUGAAUCUGCUAAAAAAACAUAUAUUCAGACAACAGUUUGGCAACCAGCACCGGGUCCCACAGCCCUACUACCGGAGGAAGACCUAUCUGUGCUACCAGCUGAAGCAACUUGAUGGCUUCACGCUUGACAAAGGCUGCUUCCAAAACAAGAAACAGCGACAUGCAGAAAUUCGCUUUAUUGACAAGAUCACCUCGCUGAAUCUGGACCCAAACCAGAGCUACAAAAUCAUCUGCUAUGUCACGUGGAGCCCUUGCCCUACCUGUGCCAAGGAACUCGUUGAUUUCAUCAACGGUCAGGACCACCUGAGCCUGCAAAUCUUUGCCUCCCGCCUGUACUUCCAUUGGGUCAAGGUGUUUCAGAGGGGGCUGCAGCAGCUACAGGCAGCCCAGGUCUCAGUGGCUGUCAUGACCCGCUCAGAGUUUGAAGACUGCUGGGAAGAAUUUGUGGAUAACCAGGGGAUGCCCUUCGAGUCCUGGGAUAAGCUGGAGCAAUACAGUGAAAGCAUAAGCCGUCGGCUCCAGAAGAUCCUGUCGCCCUCGAAUUGGAAUAAUUUAGAGGAUUCCUUCAGAGACUUGAGACUUGGAUCCCCAUCCCCUUCGUCUUUAAGAAGUGACUCAAGAUGA
This is a messenger RNA of Lipotes vexillifer (Yangtze River dolphin), 1263 nucleotides long. RefSeq names its product apolipoprotein B mRNA editing enzyme catalytic subunit 3B (gene APOBEC3B). Lineage: Eukaryota; Metazoa; Chordata; Mammalia; Artiodactyla; Lipotidae. Gene Ontology annotation, cellular component: cytoplasm; P-body; nucleus. Gene Ontology annotation, biological process: DNA cytosine deamination; defense response to virus; cytidine to uridine editing. Gene Ontology annotation, molecular function: cytidine deaminase activity; zinc ion binding; RNA binding. The record is from RefSeq and is a predicted model, not a curated record. The transcript is spliced from 8 exons. Bases 1 to 1263 code for a protein of 420 amino acids.